UCUUCUUCAUCACUUCCCACACAUAAAAAUAAAUAAAUAAAAGAAAAAGAAAAAAAAAAGAGAAAUUUAAGGUUCUCAUCCUGAUCAUAAAUGCAUUUCAAGAACUCAAGUUUACUCUGAUCAUAAUCUGUGAAUGGAUGCAAAACCAUGACGGUCAAAAGUAGUCUUCCGGUUAACUUUAAGAUUGGUCAGCAAGUAGAGGCUAAGUCUUUUGAAGAAGGUUAUCGUGGAGCAUGGUUUCGAUGCAAGAUAAAAGGUUGCAGCAAGAAAAGCAAAGAACCCACUGUUGCAUUAGAUUAUCUUGACUAUGAAGAUUAUAAAAAUUAUUGGAUUAACUUGUAUGAGCAUCAUUCGUCUCUGGCUGAAAAACGAAGCGAUUCAGAAAACAAACAUUUGAUGCUUCGCCCGAGUUAUCCUCAGAUCUGCCAUCAAAGCCAAAUGCCUGAUACAUGUGUAGUCUUAGAAACAGUUGGAAUUGUCGAUGGUACCUGGGAAGUGGGCGAUAUGGUUGAUUGGUUCAGAAAGGGUUGUUAUUGGUCUGCACAGAUCGCUAAAGUUCUAGAUGAGAAAAGUGUAGAGAUUCAGCUACCAGAACCUCCAUUGGGUGAAGGACAAACUUACGUAGCUCUUUGCAAAGAUUUACGCCCAUCCCUGGAUUGGACCCCAAAGCUCGGUUGGACUCUCCCCAUCUUUGAGGUAGAUAAGAAUUUCCACCGUUGUGUUCGCUUGAUACAGCCUGAGAGUCCAGGAGAAGUUAGAAAAAAUGCUGUUUGCUCGAGUGAGACGUCAUCCUAUGUGUCCUCACAUACUUCAGCUAGCUCAAUGCCUCCAGAGUUACAAAUAGAUUCUUCAGGAAGGGAAAAUCCGAAGAAAGCUUCAGUGAUUACAUUUGAAGAUAGCUUGGCAGAACCUCCAGAGAUAUCUUCCCAUUUUCGCGAAAGAGAAAUUCAGAGAAACAUGUCAGGUAAUUUGCUGAACAAACAAAAUACUGAAGCGUCAAGCGUAAAGAAUGAUGGUGCAGAAAAACCCAAUCGGUCAGAAAGUGCUUCAAGUCUGCUGAGUGAUAUCUGUGAAACAACUUUGGCCAGAAAAAAUGCAGCUUCAAGAGAAGAUCGGUCUGAUUCCGGUGGGUCCUCAAAGAAGAUGAGGAAAAGUGAAAAUGAAGUGAACUCAACAUCUUCUGACACAAUAGAGUCGUCUAUUAUAGGCUUGCAGGAGCUUGUUCACAGGGUUAGAUUGCUCAAAGGAUUAGUACACUACGGGUUUGAUUUUUCAAAUGCAAUGACGCCUUCAUGAAGAUUUUGGAUAUCGAAGAAGAUUGUUGGCUCUUGAACCUAAGUUAAGGAUAGUACAUUGGUCAUUGCAGUCCUAGAUUAUUUUUGGUUAGAUUUGGUGCGCUAUCACUAUGUACAAAGUUAGACAACAAACAGAUGGAUGGUGUUCUUGACUGACAUCGAUUAAGUUGCAUUUUUCAUUUUUUGGAUUCUUUAA
Messenger RNA from Papaver somniferum (opium poppy), 1491 nucleotides. RefSeq lists its product as uncharacterized. The record is from RefSeq and is a predicted model, not a curated record. Lineage: Eukaryota; Viridiplantae; Streptophyta; Magnoliopsida; Ranunculales; Papaveraceae. Bases 148 to 1296 code for a protein of 382 amino acids. The transcript has 7 exons.